CGGGGAACGGGCUGACUGGAAGAUACCGGGUUGGACAUGUUUGUACAAGCUUCCAUUUAAGUAUGGUUUCAGAUUUCCUCUCCCUAGAUUGAUGUCUGAACUAUGCUCCUAUCAUGGUAUCUCUCCCAGUCAGCUAAUGCCAAAUGCUUGGCGUGUUCUUAUGGCCAUAGAAGUGUUGACCGAAAGGCAUAACAUUACAUUUACGGUUGCUGAAGUCUUGUACGUCUACUACUUGAAAGAGCAUCCACAUGAUAAAGGUAGGUACCAACUUACCGUUAGAAACGGUAGUGACCAUUUGAUUCUUGGCAUUAAAGAAGCUAAGCGAUGGAAGGAGGAUUUUUUCUUUGUUCCUUUUGAUGCUCUAGGAUUAUCGAUUGAUCGUGGGAUUCCCCAUUCGUGGUCUCCUGCUAGUAGGAUUGGCCUUCCAUUUAGUUGGGUGUGUGGGCAGGCGCCAGGGAGAGUUGAUCAAGUUCUUCGAAUUGCGGAGGAGGAGCGCUAUUGGAACGUUCUAUUGUCUGAUUCUUCUCUUCGAGACAGCACUUUAUCGGAUCACGUUCCCCGUCAACCCGAAGACGGACGAGAUUUUGCAGAUCGAUUCAUGGCCCAAUCUUCUUUCACUCUUCCUCUGGCUGGUGACGCUGCUAUGGAACAUUUACGCUCACGCAAACAGAAGACUAGGACGACUCCUAGUGUUGAGAAGGAGGCUGUUACUACUGCUGCUCCUUCUUGUCCUUCUGCGAGGGCUCAGAAGAAGAAUAAAAAGAGACCGUCUCCGGUUGAGUCGACCGAUUGGUUGAGUAAUACAGUUGAUCUUUCUUUUCCAUCUUCAGCGGCUGCACAUUCUGAGUUUGGCCUACACCUUGGUGAGGCCAGUAAGCUAUUAUUUCCAGAGGAUCGAGCUCGUUUUGAGAACAUCGGAGAAAUAGCUUCCAUGGAGUUGUCCAUCUCUCGCUCCUUUCAGGGUAUGCAAGGACUUAUGUACGCCUUGGAUAAGAUUAAGAACAUGAAGGAGCAAAUGAAGGACAUGAGGACUGAGCGUGAUACUUUGCGCGGGGAGAUUAAGGAGCUAAAGAGCUGCAAGAAAGAGCUUGAGCGUGUUAGAGAAGAGUUACGAACUCAACUUGAUGCUAAGGAGCAAGAUUCUAAUCGUUUGAAGUCUGCCUUGGCUGAUCUUGCUACUGCCCAAGCUCGUGUGGACAUGUUGGAAGGUCGGUUAGUCGAAAUUGGACUGGAGGCUGAGAUCCAGUGUCGUGGAAAGAUGGCGAUGGAGUAUCGAGACAACAAGGCCGAGUCUUGGGACAUACCCCAGUACAUUGCUGACUAUGAAGAAUUGUUGCGGAUGAGGGCCGAGGAAGACGCUCGAACUAGCCAACUGGCUAACUCGUUUGAAGAGAUGACUACGAACGAUCUCCCGGUGGAUGACUCACAUCUUUCUUGAGUUAACUAUAUGUAAAGUGUUUUAUGUUUUUAAUGUUGUAAUAUGAACUUUUGUCUGGUUGGCUGACUUGCAUGGGUCUGGUGCCCCAUUUUCCCCUUAGUCUAAAUGUUGGUCAGCCAAAUUGGACUUAGACUUAGUAUUUUGGAAUGAUGUUUGUUGUAUGCGCUAUGUAUUUGUUGUAGUAACUGGUUUGGCUGACUUGUAUGGGUCUGGUACCCUAUUUUCCCCUUAGUCUAAAUGUAGGUCAGCUGAGUUAGAUUUAGACUUAGUAGUUCAGAAUGAUGUUUGGACUAUGUGGUUCGUUAUAUGCGUUGUGCUUCUACUUCAGUA
Molecule: messenger RNA, 1768 nt
Organism: Cannabis sativa
Lineage: Eukaryota; Viridiplantae; Streptophyta; Magnoliopsida; Rosales; Cannabaceae
Exons: 4
Coding region: 92-1438 (448 amino acids)
Source: RefSeq, a predicted model, not a curated record